Molecule: messenger RNA, 5018 nt
Organism: Megalopta genalis
Lineage: Eukaryota; Metazoa; Arthropoda; Insecta; Hymenoptera; Halictidae
Gene: Vha16
Product: vacuolar H+ ATP synthase 16 kDa proteolipid subunit
Biological process (GO): proton transmembrane transport
Cellular component (GO): proton-transporting V-type ATPase, V0 domain
Molecular function (GO): proton-transporting ATPase activity, rotational mechanism
Source: RefSeq, a predicted model, not a curated record
GCGGCGGUGGUCUCUUCUUCUCUCGCUCGUCACUCGUCACAUGACCCGCACUACUGUACGGUAGGCCAUAUUUGACAGUGGGCACUAGUUUAGCGAAGUGAGCGUGAGUAAAGAUCGCUCCUGUUCCGGACUGUCGUCGCGUUCCGACAACCUGUAAAUACUCGUGUAGAAUCCCGUUUGACGCCGCGAGGUCUUGAACAAGAACGCAACAAUGGGUGAUCAAAAACCAUUAGGAGAGCAGAACCCUGUUUACGCACCGUUCUUCGGUGUGAUGGGCGCCGCCUCAGCUAUCAUAUUUUCUGCUCUGGGAGCAGCAUAUGGCACAGCAAAAUCUGGCACAGGAAUUGCAGCUAUGUCUGUCAUGAGACCAGAACUUAUUAUGAAAUCUAUCAUUCCUGUUGUUAUGGCAGGUAUUAUUGCCAUUUAUGGUCUCGUAGUAGCAGUCCUUAUUGCUGGUGGUUUGGAGGAACCUAGCGGCUACUCCCUUUUCAAGGGUUUUGUUCAUCUGGGUGCUGGCUUAGCCGUAGGUUUUUCUGGUCUAGCUGCUGGAUUUGCCAUUGGUAUUGUUGGUGAUGCAGGUGUUAGAGGUACCGCUCAACAGCCUCGCCUGUUUGUCGGUAUGAUCUUGAUUCUUAUCUUCGCGGAAGUAUUGGGUCUCUACGGUCUCAUCGUUGCCAUCUACUUGUACACCAAGUAAACGAAUGUUAGUGGCAGGAAUGCAAGACUCGUCGCCUGCAACCAACAGCGCUCCCCAUAAAUAUAUAUUUAUAUACAUAUAUAUAUAGUAUAUACAUAUGUAUAUAUUUAUAUAUGUAUAUAUAUUACGACUUGUUUCGACAUUUUACUUAAAAAACACAUUUCUCCAUACAUACUCACAUCGAGUCAUCCAAGCAUCCUUCUGUAAUUCUGUAUUAAAAGUUGAGAUGUAUUAGAGUUUGAGCAUUUAAAAAACAACAUUAUUCAUUACACAAAAACUGUAUGAAAGCGAAUUACCAAGAACAAGAGUGCUGACAAACCAUCAGUCGAUAAGAAAAAGAAAAACAAGCAAACCUUCAAGGGAAACAUCGAUUCAGUCUUGCAAGAAGAGGAUGCGUGUGUACAGAAGAUACAAAUAGAGAAGAAAAACGACAGGCGACAGGGAGUUUACACUGAGAGAAGAAAAAAAAGACCCCGUUACCCCAUGCCGAACAUUUCUCUUUCACUGUAUAGUAAUCAUUUGUAGUGUAGUUUGACAUUGAAUUAUCAAGUAAGAUAAUCGGCUCUACUGAGUGUAUAAAGGAAAAAAAAUGUUAUUGAUAAAAGAAUAUUUAGCACAAUUAUGUAUUAAAAUGCAAUUGAAGCAACAGCAUACAGAUAUUGCAGAUAUAUGUCUCUACGAGAGAGAAACAGAGAGAGAAUCUUAAGGAAAUGAAGUUAAGGAUAUCCAGAAUGAGAGAAAUGAACGAGGGACAUACGAAUUGCGUAUAGAAUGCAGCAUAUACGCAAGGAUUGUACAAAAACUGUAUCCUUCUGCGAAAAAAAAGAAAAACCACAGACAUUGUACAAUCAUAGCAAACAAGACACAAAAUAUAGUAUGUGAAAUGGAAGUUCUAGAAAAGGAAGAAAAAUAAGGAUGAAAACGUGAGUAGACAAAUGGACAGAUACAUGAUAGUAUUAAGUCAAUUCAGUGGCUGCUGGACGUAUCAAGAAAUCUUACAGAGAGCAACAGUGUACGGUUUAAUGGGCAAAUUGGUUCGGAUGACCGCUUAGGCCGGCGGUGAUUCCCUUCUCUGAGCUGAACAUACUUAUCUCGCGUCUCAUUCGGGAAUAUAUAUAUAUAUAUAUAUAUAUAUACACAUACAUAUAUAUAUAUGUAUACACGUUGAUGAAGCGAGAGAGUUAGAAGCUUAAACACGAAAACCGAUUUUAUUUUACGUUCCAGCGGUGUAAUGACUACCUAAGAGAAGGGGUUACGAGAUGAUAUGGUAAAAGAAAAGAAAAAUAAAAUAAUUUGUACAUUCCAUAAUAAGUUCGUUCAGUGCAGGCGAGCGGGCGCUUGUAACGGCGCGUGAAGGAGGAGUAUAAAUCGUUGUUUUUUUUUUCAUUAUUUUUGAAGAGAGAAUAUCGAUCGAAAAAAAGAGAAAAAUUCAAGUGCGUUCGAUGCGUUUAGCGUUCUGUAGUCGAACGGGGGGACAACUACAUGGAAAGUGCAUGCACGCAAGGUGUUCUCGAAUGGGGUUCAUUGUCAUGGGAGCUGACAGUGAACCCUUUGCACGGCUAUUGUUCGAUCGGCCACCACCUCUCCCCGUAUGCAGAACAUCACGCGAAGGAACAACCGGGGGUCGCGUCCGCUUGCCAAAAUUUUAUUGACUGCGCAGUAUUUUCUAUCUAACGAGAAAAAAACAACAACCGAGCUCAACGUGUAGGCGCAUUUCCGGGGGAGCACCAGGAAACCGCGUGCUGUUUGUUGAACGUAAGGCUAGAGCAACAAGUGAAGAUUACGUUCUUUAAUUCUAGCCAAACACACAAAACAAUCUGAUUUUAUUAAUUACCGAAACAUAAUGAAUUACAAACGUUUGCCCCUUUUGCUAAACAAUUAAAUCAUUGUUGAAAUUAGCUUGUCCUGCUCUGUCUUACGCUGAACGGACAAUCCACCGAGUGAUACGUGAUGGAACAACUUUUAGUUCGGAUAACGAACGUGUAGCGUGAGUUACACUGUUUCACAACGAACAUGUCCGUGAACGAAAAUCAGAAGACGGAAGUCGUUUCGAGCUUUCUUGGUACCGUUCUUUUUUUGUUGAUCGCCGGUAGACCUCGCUUGAAAAUGCACCUAUAUAUAUAUUCUAUACAUACAUACAUAUAAAUAUAUAUAUAUAUACACGUAUAUAUAUCAUCGUCGUCAUCGUGAAAGAUCGAACAGGUAGCCGACAGUUAAAUUCGAUCGAAUUGUCCUUUCGAAUUCUUAACAACGACAAUUUCAUUAAAUAAAAAAAGGAUACUAAAACGAAAGAAAUGAAACACACAAAACGGCGUGUAAUGGAAGUGGAAGAAAAUGUCGAGAGCCUCUUGAUGGAGAACUCAUAACUAGCGAACCGGGGGAGCGGUGGUGGUGUGGCUUUCUGCAAUGAACGAGAGAGAGAGAGAGAGAGAGAGAGAAUGCGUAAUCGAUCUUCAUAUAAAGGAAUCACUUAAAAAAGAACAAAAAAGUUUACAUAUAUUGGACAAGAUGCAAGCACACGAAUAUACUAUAUGCCAACUUACCAAUCUUCCCUAUCCCCACCCUUUAAUCCUUACCAAUGUUUAGUGGAGAUAAUUAAACAUCUGCUGUGUAAUCAUUAGGCUGCGGAUGUUGAUGCAAAUCGUUCGAACAUCGUGUUUUCCGUUUGACGACAUCGAGCAAACACUUGUUUCUCUCCGUAUGCUCUGUAAUAUGUAAAAAUUGCAUGUAUGUUUCACCGUAACAUUUUAUCCUGUAUGCUUCUUCAGAAUCGCAUACACAACCGCAGCCUUUGUAAUCAUUAAUUGAGCGCGUGUAAUGUAUAUAUCACCCGCCAUGCUUCCUACACACUUGUACGAUCUAAAACUGAAAAAAGAAGAGUUAGGCUAGAUUAGGUUAGGUGUUAUUGUAUACCAAAACCUUGUGUAGCUGAGAGAAAGAGGUGUAAUCACACGAUGUGCAGUAGGUGUAUUUGUGUGUGUGUGUGUGCGUGUGUAGAACGUGUGUGUCGAAAAAAAUAGAGAAUUUGUAUGCAGAUAGCGAACGAAUGAAAGGCAUAAAGAUAAAGAAACACUGGCAAAUGUAGAGAUCGCUGUUACCGACGCCGCCGCCGCCCCCACGUACUAUCUUCCAGUGUUACUAAAAAAAAAAAUGAAAAAUAGACUCAAUUGUUGAGCGCAAAAAAGUGAUACUGAUCAAUAAUUAUUUAUGUUAUGAUUCGUCCUCGAUGUUACAGAAAAAACCGUGUUUAAUAAAAAUUUAAUUUGGACAAACAAAGUAUCAGUACUCACUUUUAUCAUCGGAAUGAACCUAGCUGUAUACACGUAUCCAAAAAGAACAUUCAUGAAAAAGAGACACACAAAACAUAUACACGUGCAUAUUAACAGUCUGAGUAAUUAAGGAAUGAUUCUGAAUUAGAAUGUUCAAAGAAAGCUUUUCAUCAAGGUCCUUAACCUGUUACCUGGGCGUCAUUUUUCUACCACGAAAACCUGUACGGUUCUAAUUAACGAUAAAUAGUAACGAAAAGAUAAAGAAAAUUACCUUUUAAUAAACUUAGAUUGUUCAGCCGCAUAAAUAGCCCUAUCGCUAGAGAUACACGAAGCAUAAUCGACAAGUUAAUUCGUAUGUCCCAGUUAACAGGUUAAGGGUCCAUUCAAGAUAUCCCAUUCGAUCUAGAGGCCAAGUUAGGAACGCCCCUUAAUCACUCAAGACCGAUACAUCUUUGAUCACUGCCAUUCAAUUUAAACGAGAAUGAAAAAGCCAUAUGCUUUCUACACACCGUCGCCGGCGUUGGAAGUCUAUUUGCGUAGCAGAAAUCGAACGAGAAGAAGCCAGUCGAAGAUAAACUCGGACUUUUAGCUGGAUUUCUUAACCUGUUAACCGGGCUGGGACGAGUUGACUCGUCAUCCAGUCGCCCUCUGUUUUCUUAUCUAAACAAUGGUACCUGUACUCAACUGUAACUCGACAACUGUGUAUUAGCAUAAAUUAAUUAAAGUAUUUGUGUCCGUUGUAAAGGAAACUUUAGAGCAAUUUUCUUCGUUGAAUAAUUAGACCGUGGAUCUUCAUGUGAACUUGAGUGUCGGUCGUCAGACGAACUUAACACUAGAAGCAUCGAACAGUCGAAUCGAUUAGUCUCGAUCUUACUGAGAUUCGAAUGUUUAAAUUUAAUUUCGUAUGUAACAUAAGCGGUUCAAUGAAUUCUCCUCACAAAAAUAUUGUUUUUCAUUCUAGUGUUAAGAAAACAAAAAUUACUGUACAACUUUACUGUCUUCGCUAAUGGUCUUCAGCGAAUGAGAAAUAAAAUUUCAAUUAAAUUCCUGUU